Physcomitrium patens is the source of this 2213-nucleotide messenger RNA. RefSeq names its product chaperone protein dnaJ 10. NCBI's taxonomy places the organism in Eukaryota, Viridiplantae, Streptophyta, Bryopsida, Funariales, Funariaceae. The record is from RefSeq and is a predicted model, not a curated record.
GUUGCUUGGCGGACGUUGCGGGAUUCUAUGGUGUUGAUAUGGAAGGUGCGGGGGCGAGGCGAAGCUAAUUUCUACUUCCGCUGGUUGUCAGGUUGUGGUUUUGUUUUUGUUUUUACCGAAGCGGAACGUGCAGCGUGAGAGGCAGCUGGUAAAUUCUUGCGACCAGUUUUGAGGUGGACUUGGUUGAUAGCUGCAGAAGAAGAAUAAGCAUGUAGGUGCAGUGUCGCUGGUGGUGGUCGAGUUCAUCGCAUUUAAGCGAAUUGGUGUUCUGGUGGUUUGAGUUUGUUGCAGAAUUUUUGAACGAAUUUGCCUUCGAAUGUUUUAGCACUUUCAAUUCUAUUCGUCUCCAGAGAUCUCACUCCAUCGCGCUUGGCUAAUAAGUGUGUUGGGAGGAGAUUUUUCCUAUAAUUUCAGGGAUGGUGAGUGAGAUGGAGUAUUAUAAUGUGCUUGGAGUGCUACCUGAGGCCACUCCAGCCGAAAUCAAGAAGGCAUAUUAUAUGAAGGCAAGACUCGUGCAUCCGGAUAAGAACCCCAAUGACCCUGAAGCUGCCAAUAACUUCCAGGUCUUGGGUGAGGCGUACCAAAUUCUCAGUGACCCACAGAAAAGAGAGGCCUAUGAUAAGUUUGGAAAACCGGGCGUUUCUCAAGAAGCGAUGGUCGAUCCGUCUGCUGUUUUUGGGAUGUUGUUUGGUAGUGAUGCCUUUGAAGAUUAUAUUGGUCAGUUGGCAAUGGCGUCAAUGGCUGGAAUGGACACUGGUGUUGAAGCUCAAAACAUCGACUUAGGGCAAGUGCGGACGGAAAUGAAGGAGGUUCAAAAAGAGAGGGAGGAGAAACUUGCUAAGCUUUUGCUUGAUCGAAUCGCGCCCUACGUUACAGGCGAUAAGGAUGACUUCGUCAAUUGGGCCAGAAAUGAGAGGGAAACUCUGAAGGAUGCUGCUUUUGGAGAACCAAUGCUGCACACCAUUGGGUACAUUUAUCAGCGACAGGCUGCAAAACAGCUUGGAAAGAAGCUGUGCUUUUUGGGAGUGCCGUUUGUAACAGAGUGGUUGCGCAGCAAAGGCCAUUAUAUAAAAUCUCAAGUGUCUGCUGCUGUAGGUGUACUUCAAAUAAUGCAGAUGCAAGAAGACUUAAAAAAGCAGAUUGAGGCUGGUCAGGUGGAAGAGCAAGGAGUAGAGGCCUAUCUAGCGUCAAAACAAGAAAUGAUGCUUGGGAAUCUGUGGAAGCUCAACGUAGCCGAUAUUGAGUUCACGCUUACAAAUGUCUGCCAAAGGAUCCUAAAUGAUCCAAAGGUAUCCAAGGAUGAACUCACGACCCGUGCCAAGGCUCUCAAGAAGCUGGGUCAAGUUUUUCAGGGGUCUAAGCCUCCAAAAACUGUACAUCAAACGCUGGGAACGGGAUCUGAGACCCAUCCAAAGACUCUAUAGAGCUCUCCCAUGUUCCGCGGUACGGCUCCAAGUGACGAUGCAUUUGCAAGUCUGACAUUGCAGCAUUUUGAUUUGAAGCUCAAAUCAACCUAAGUUUUCAUUCUAUCAGUGACUCUUGGUUUACCAGAUCAUGCAAUGACAGAAACUUCUUUUACUUUCUGUGCUAUAGCAGCCUCCCCUUAGAUCUUGACGAGAGGCUGCAAGAUCGUCUGCAUUGGAGGUAGCGUUUCGUGGGUAAAUUCUUGGCGUGGAUGAAAUGAAUCUACUAGUUUGUUCGUAAAAAUUCUGUGAAUAAUCCCAAGGUCCUUCGUAAUUGAGCUAUUUCCUUAAAACCAACUGUAAGCGUGUAUUUUAAAGUGGAUAUUCCAUAAACAUAUACAGUUCUAUGCACCCUCAUUUGUAAUGAUAUAGGUAAAACCCUUAUUUGGAGCAUGCAUAAAUCUGUUGCUGUUGACAGGCACUUCGGGCCGUUUUAGAAUAGGGGUUGAAAUGAUAAAAAGUUUGGAGCCGAAGAGGAGCGUAUAUCAAGUGUCAACCCAGAAGUACCUUCACUGCCGUCAAACCCAUUGGUUUCAGAGGUGUCACCUUGACUUCCCAACAUGGGUGGAGUUCUUGGGGUUUAUUGUAGAGUUAUAGUAGCUCAAUUAGAAAGCCUCUAGUGUUCAUUCGGAUGGCUAAAUUAAAGUGAAAAUUUGGUUUCAGUUGUUCAUCAUUCUUAAGUUUUGAUCUGAGGCGAUCCUUUUGAAAAUCAUGAGCAUCUUUGAAUAAAUUUACAAUUUAAUUCUUGUU